CGUGUUCUCCGAGACCUGGUGACAGAGAAUGCUCAUCUCCAGUCUCGUGUGCAGCCAAAGAUAGGGAGUUAGCUGCAGCACAGCAGCAAUUGAGACGUAAUGAAGAACAUUUGCAAGCAACUGAGAGGGAGAUGCAGACACUCCGACAAGAGCUCACAGACAGGGACAGGGAGAUUGCUCGGAAGGAUGAGGAAAGUGAGAGAGAGAAGCAAGCGCUCAGACAAGAGCUGACAAGAAAGGAGGCAGAGGUGACAAGAAAUAAAGCAGAGCUGACGAGAAAGGAAGUUGACUUGGCUGAAACUCAGCAACAGUUGAUACAAAAGGAUGCAGAGGUGGCGAGAAAAGAGGCAGAGGUGACGAGGGCAGAGGAGACUAUCAGGAGAGAGCAGCAGCAGAUUCAGGAGAUGAGACAGAGAGAGACUGAGUUAGUGCAGGCCAAGGACAGGGAGAUAGCUCUGCUUCAGCAGCAACUGGGGGAAAAGGUCAGUCAUGAAUGCACUCUUACACAUGUCAGGUCAGUGGACCUGGUCUAACAUCAGCCACAGUCAACCAACCAACACACGUCCUAGUCCAACUAACUGACUCUAGUGGUAGACCAUACUCACUUCCGCUGAAUGUCACCGCACAACUUGAGCUCGUUUCAAAAGCCACACCCACAAAUCAACCUGAAGCCACACCCACUAGAUCAAGGUGGCCUUGGUCAAAGAAACAGCCAGGAAAACCGGUAUCGGUUGCCAUGACGUCUCCCUCCCAAUACAAGGUGUCGUACACACCAGUCAGUCGAGGCCAACACAAACUCCAUGUUCAAGUCAACGACAGAGAAAUCAAUGGCAGCCCCUUCACUGUGACCGUGUACCCUGACCCCAGACAACUAGGCCACCCAGUGAGGACUGUGACUGGAUUGUUCGCUCCAUAUGGCAUUGCCUUCAACAGUCAUCAGGAGAUGAUUGUCAGUGAAUGUGGGGGUCAUAGAGUGUCUAUCUUUGACAUCAGAGGACAGAAAAUCGGAACAUUUGGAUCACGUGGUGACAGUCCAGAUCAGAUGAAUACCCUGCAGGCAUAGCAACUGAUGAUACUGACAAUAUUUAUGUGAGCAGUGAGCACAAGCUGCAGAAGUUCACUAGCAGUGGUGAACUGAUCAAAUGUAUUGGUCGGAGGGGCAGUAAGGAGGGGGAGUUUAAUGAUCCACGUGGAGUGACACUGUAUGACAAUCAAGUGUAUGUGUGUGAUCAUUAUAACCAUCGCAUUCAGGUGUUUGACCUCGACUUGAACUUUGUCCGAUCCAUUGGCUCACGUGGCAAAGGAAGAGGUGAAUUCAAUGCACCACAUGAUGUCAAAUUUGACACUGCCGGGAACAUGUAUGUAGCUGAGUUGGUAAUGGGAGAGUGCAAGUAAUGGACACCAGUGGCCAAUUCAUACGAGUAUUUGGUCAGGAAGGAGAGGGAAAACUGCGUGAGCCAUCAGGUCUUCAUAUUGUUGACAAGUAUGUGUAUGUGUCUGAUUGCAGUGGUGAUUGUAUUGUAGUGUAUGAGACCUCAGGUCAGUUUGUCACCUCAUUUGGAAGGUGUGGUCAGAAAGAGGGAGAGUUUAUGGUCCAUUCUGUAUCACCUCUUGUGUUGAUGGUUUUAUACAUGUAUGUGACUAUGGUAACAACAGAGUUCAGAUAUUCUAGAACACCCAAUGCUACUGCCAUCCAUACAUUUAUCAUAACAGUCAAUCUCUAGACCACACCCCCUUUUCCUACCACUUGUUGCUCUCCUUAACACGUCUUCAGACACAUUAUAUAACCACAAUGCCUUAUUAUCCCAUGUUUCAUGUAAUUGUAUCCACUAUCGUCUAUUGUAGCAUAAUAAGGCGUCUAAAAAUUGUGUGCUUCAGUGUUUAAUAUUGUACUUCAUGUUUGUAACAAUGUGUUAAUGGUGCAGUUCUCUGUAAACUAUUGUGCUGAUGUGACAGUUGAAUCACAUAAUAAUAUUCAUCAUUUCGUUAAUUAGCAUGUUUUGUAGUCCGUCUCUUGUUCUCAUUUGUAAUAACUCAUGUAUUAUACUAUUCGUGUUAAUUAGUCUUGUAGUCAGCACUCAUGUAAUACUGUCUUUCAUA
Molecule: messenger RNA, 2100 nt
Organism: Geodia barretti
Lineage: Eukaryota; Metazoa; Porifera; Demospongiae; Tetractinellida; Geodiidae
Source: the annotation of a GenBank genome assembly